AUGGAAAUCUCGUCCUGCAAUCCUUCCAAGCAGGCAUACCGUCUCCAGGAGGCCGCGGAGCCUCUCGACCCCGGGCCCUGGCCUGAGCACGGUGGGGUUCUUCACCUUGGAGCAUCGUGGCUUCCCUCCGCACCAUCCACCUGGCGUGAAGCUCCCGUUCCUCUUCCUCAUCAGCAGCUCUCGGUCGAUCCUGUCCAGGACAGGGGUUUCCCCCUUGAACUUACGCGCAAAGGCAGCGCCACUUGCAACCAUCUUUUCCGUGUCAUUGAGGGUGAGCACGUGGGGGUGCUGCUUUGGUGGGGUGUCCCAGGCUAUGUAGUGCAUGUCGUGGUUCACUACAGUGUGCGAAAACUCAGGCGUAUUGCAGAUGACCGUCUGGAAAUAGCCCUCGGGAGAUGA
This is a messenger RNA of Striga asiatica, 399 nucleotides long. The record is from the annotation of a GenBank genome assembly. Lineage: Eukaryota; Viridiplantae; Streptophyta; Magnoliopsida; Lamiales; Orobanchaceae.